This is a messenger RNA of Rubroshorea leprosula, 1363 nucleotides long. Lineage: Eukaryota; Viridiplantae; Streptophyta; Magnoliopsida; Malvales; Dipterocarpaceae. The record is from the annotation of a GenBank genome assembly.
GAGUCAACAAUUGGUAUCAGAGCAAGGGCUCCAAUUUGAAGGUUUAACCACCUAAGAGUUGAUCAGGAAUGGCUGAAUUUCUAUCUUCUCAACCACUUGAAGGUUUGUCUACCACUAAGCCUCCUUUCUUUGAUGGUACUAAUUAUAAUUAUUGGAAGAAUAGGAUGAAGGUCUUCAUGCUUGCAAAUGUGCCCAAGGCAUGGGUUGUGACUAUGAAAAGUCCAUAUGUACCUAUGAAAAUUGUUGAAGAAAGAGAGGUGCCAAAGGAAGAGAUUGAUUGGAAUGAUGAAGACUUGGAGAAGAUCAUGAUCAACAACAAAGCAAUUAAAGUCACACAUGAAGGAACAAGCCAAGUAAAGGAGUCAAAAAUCAAUAGACUCAUUUACAUGUAUGAACUUUUCAAGAUGAAAUCGGAGGAGAGCAUUCAAGAUAUGUAUACAAGAUUGAAUGAUAUAGUCACCAAUCUCAAGGCUCUUGGUAAAGUCUAUCCUCCUCAAGAAGUGGUGAGAAAGGUUCUUAGAAGCUUACCUAAGAGUUGGGAAGCCAAGAAGAUGGCAAUUGAAGAAUCUAAGGAUCUCAACAUUCUCAAGCUUGAAGAUCUCAUUGGUAAAUUGAUGACAUAUGAGAUAGAAGUUCAAGGUGAUGGUGGAGUUGAAAUAAUUGAGAAGAAGAAGAUGGAUGUUGCAUUCAAGGUUAGCAACCAAAAGGAAAAAAGUGAAGAUGAUGCUAGUGAUGGUGAAAACUUCUCCUCCUUAACCUUUAGAGAAGUGAGGAGAUUUAUGAAGAAAAACAUCAAGAGCAAGCUUGCAAGAAAAGAUGAAGGAGAAUCUACCAAAAAGAGUGUGAAAUGCUAUGAGUGCAACAAGAUGGGGCGCUAUAGAAAUGAAUGCCCCAAAUUGAAGAAAGGUGAGAAGAAAGACAAGAAGAGCAUGAAGAAGAAAGCAUUUGCCACCACUUGGAGCGAUGAUGAGACUAGCUCAACGGAAAGUGAAAGCUCCUUGGAGAAAGGUGUUGCAAAUCUUUGCUUCAUGGCUCAAGAGGAUAGCAACAAUGAUGUGGAGGUGUGCCUUGUGAGCAAAAUGAAGAACAAAUGGUAUCUAGAUAGUGGAUGCUCAAGGCAUAUGACGGGUGAUCCUUCACAAUUCUCAUCACUCAUGCCCUUGGAUGGUGGAACCGUGACCUUUGGUGACAGUGGGAAAGGAAUUGUGAAAGGAAUUGUCUCAUUGCAAGAUUAUUGAUUGUAGAAAUGAUCAAGUGUUGUUUGUUGGCAAGAGACUUAAAAAUGUGUAUGUGAUUGAUUUGCAUGACAUUGAUGCUAAUAUUUGUCUUGCCUCUAUAUCUCAUGAUGAUACUUGGUUGUGGC